AUGAUUAGAAAUGAUAAAAUUGAAUUAAUUAAUUUAUUAAUUCGACCAGUUAUAUCUACUGAUAUAUAUUAUAUUAAAUUAUUAUUAUCUGAUUGUUCAAUAUUUCAACGUGGAUCUAUUGAUUAUUCAAUGUAUUUUUUUUCAUUUCGACCAAAUAUAUUUUAUAUAAUUACAUCUAAACAAGAUAUAUUAGGACAUGCAUCUAUUAAACAAUGGAAUAUAAAUAAUCAUAAUAUAAUAUCUGUAUUUAUGCUUGGUCUUGUUUAUGUACGUUAUGAUUAUAGAAAAUUUGGUUUUGGAGAAUUAUUAACUAAUUAUGUAUUUAAUAUUAAAUCUGAAGAAAUAAAUGAUAUUCAUGCUAAUAUUUUAACAGAACAUUUACCAUUUUAUAUUCGUUAUGGUUUUCAAAUAUCAUUUUCUUUAAUUGGUUUUGUUGGAAAACUUAGUGAAUUUUAUAAUAGAAAACUAAUUGUUGAUGAAGAUAUAAAUAUUGAAUUAUAUGAAUUAUCAGAUAUACUUGAUAUAGCAACAUAUGAUCAUAAAAUAUAUCCAACAUAUCGUAUUGAAUAUUUUGAACAAUUACGUGAACAUAUUUAUUCAAUAGCUGGUUAUGUUGCACGUUCAAAAAAAACAAAUUCAAUUUUAGGUUAUGUUAUUUUAAAUUUUAGUCAACAAUUUAUUAAAUGUGGACCAUUAUAUGCUGAUAAUAUAAAUAUAGCAUUAUUAUUAUUAAAACAAUGUGCUUCUGAUUAUGAUGGAUUUAUGUUAAUAUCAUUACCUUAUUUUAAUAAACAAGCUAUUCAAAUAUUUAAAUCAAAACAUUUUAAACAAACAGAUAUUAUUCAUAGAGUUUAUAAAGGAAAUCAAAUUUUUUUAAAUCAAUUUAUUUUUCAACAAGUAUUUGCUAUUACUGAUGAUUGGUUUUCAUUAAUUUAA
Molecule: messenger RNA, 936 nt
Organism: Rotaria sordida
Lineage: Eukaryota; Metazoa; Rotifera; Eurotatoria; Philodinida; Philodinidae
Source: the annotation of a GenBank genome assembly